Dermacentor silvarum is the source of this 1859-nucleotide messenger RNA. RefSeq names its product cyclin-dependent kinase 2. The record is from RefSeq and is a predicted model, not a curated record. Gene Ontology annotation, cellular component: cytoplasm; cyclin-dependent protein kinase holoenzyme complex; nucleus. Bases 103 to 1017 code for a protein of 304 amino acids. Lineage: Eukaryota; Metazoa; Arthropoda; Arachnida; Ixodida; Ixodidae. The transcript has a single exon. Gene Ontology annotation, biological process: G1/S transition of mitotic cell cycle; regulation of gene expression; regulation of G2/M transition of mitotic cell cycle. Gene Ontology annotation, molecular function: cyclin-dependent protein serine/threonine kinase activity; cyclin binding; ATP binding.
ACCUUGAGAAGCAGACUGCAAAGACCGCGAAGACCGCCAGUUUCGCGCGAAAGUCUGCUGCCCCCUCAAGCCUUGUGAUUCUAUUCAAGUGACCUGGACUUCAUGGAAGAUGGGCUCAAUGAGAAGUUCCAGAAAAUCGAGAAAAUUGGUGAGGGAACCUACGGAGUUGUGUACAAGGCCCGUGACAGGGCCACCGGACGAUAUAUUGCAUUGAAGAAGAUCCGUCUCGAUAGCGAAGUCGAAGGUGUACCGAGCACUGCCAUACGAGAAAUCGCCCUUCUGAAAGAACUUCGACACCCAAAUAUUGUGCGCCUUCUCGAUGUAGUUCCCCACGACCAAAAGCUGUACCUCGUAUUCGAGUACAUGACGGAGGACCUCAAGAAGCACAUGGACAAAGCAGCGUCGGCCAAGGCUCCACUUGCCGUGAAGCUGGUGAAGAGCUACCUGUGGCAACUGUUGCAAGGCAUCGCGUACUGCCACUCUCAUCGCAUCUUGCACCGGGACCUGAAGCCGCAGAACCUCCUAAUCGAUUACGAAGGUAACAUCAAGUUAGCCGACUUCGGCCUCGCACGGGCCUUCGGGCUGCCUCUGCGCACGUACACACACGAAGUGGUUACUCUCUGGUACCGGGCUCCCGAAAUCCUCCUCGGCUCGCGCUUUUACUCAACGUCGGUAGACGUCUGGAGCAUUGGCUGCAUUUUCGCCGAAAUGCUUAUGCUAAAGGCACUCUUCGCGGGUGACUCUGAAAUAGACCAGCUUUUCCGUAUCUUCCGCACUCUCGGCACACCCGACGAGAACUCUUGGCCCGGCGUAACCAACCUUCCCGACUACAAAGCCACUUUCCCGCGCUGGGAGCCACAGUCGCUCGUGAACAUUAUCAGUGGCCUAGACGCCGACGGAGAAGACCUCAUCCUGAAGCUACUCCUUGCCGACCCUGAUGCCCGUAUACCAGCGAAGAGGGCGCUCAGUCAUCGCUACUUUCGGGAUGUCACCAUUCAGCGGCCACUGAGCAUGUGACACUUAGUUGCCUGCAUGGCGUCGUCGCAAGGGCAUGCGCUCAAGGAUACUGGUGCCCCUUUUCUUCUUCUCAUAUAUACAUAUAUCUGUAUUUUUGACCAUGCGCGCUUUUUGCAUUUUGUUUUUAAACUCUGGUUAACCUGCUUAGUUAUAUUUUCAUAUUACCUCCAAGUUGCGAGCCAGAGCGCACAGUUUUAUUAUGUAUAAUGUGCCAGUGAGUGAUAUGCAGGACUGCUAUCACUGUUUUCACGUGGUUAAACAAGUCCAGGGCGACAGCAGAGCGCCGCUGGCGAGUAACUUUUUUUAUAAUGUGCCAGUGAGUGAUACGCUCUACUGCUAUCACUGUUUUCACGUGGUUAAACAAGUACAGGGCGACAGCAGAGCGCCGCUGGCGAGUAACUUUUUUUAUAAUGUGCCAGUGAGUGAUACGCUCUACUGCUAUCACUGUUUUCACGUGGUUAAACAUGUCUAGGGCGACAGCAGAGCGCCACUGGCGAGUAACUUUUUUGAUAUUGUGUUAUUAAUGUCCACUACACAAACUCUAUAAAGAUGCAUCCCACAUUUUAAAAGGGUGCAUACAGAAGUGUUCACUGACGUUUGACACAGACGACGGCUAACAUUGCUGUUAAAUUAUAAAUUUUGUGAAGUUCUGCAACUGUGAGCACCCUUUUACACAUAGAUUCUUUUCUCUUUAAUUGCCGCCAAAAGUGUCUGCUACAGACCGUUUGCAUAUGACAUGUUUUCAUUUUCAAGUGCGUGGGGUGUGCUUGUACAUAGUUACGUAAAUGUUUUCGUAAAUAAAAGGCUGUUUCCUCAAGCGCCAGAGCCCUUUGAGGAGAUCA